Bufo gargarizans (Asiatic toad) is the source of this 2777-nucleotide messenger RNA. It is a transcript of the gene C7, whose product is annotated as complement C7. Bases 16 to 2652 code for a protein of 878 amino acids. The transcript is spliced from 18 exons. Lineage: Eukaryota; Metazoa; Chordata; Amphibia; Anura; Bufonidae. Gene Ontology annotation, biological process: immune response. The record is from RefSeq and is a predicted model, not a curated record. Gene Ontology annotation, cellular component: membrane attack complex. Gene Ontology annotation, molecular function: protein binding.
AGUUCAGGGCGAGAAAUGGGCGGUGAUUUCAGUAAACAGGAUACAGAUAGAGGAUUAUCUCAGGAGCCCGACACUUCCAGGCUGAACUCCAACUGCAGCAGACAGCAGCUCCAGGAGCGAGGAAAUCCUCCAGAUAUGAAGCAUCGGCUGCUCUUCUUUGUGCUGCUCUUGGAGAUCGGAGAUGGGAACGGAUUUGAUUGGGGUUUCUUUUCGAGACGUGUGACAAAAGUGAACUGCAAAUGGGGCCCCUAUGGACCUUGGUCAGAAUGUGAUGGCUGCUCUAAGACACAGACCCGCAGACGGACCAUCGAGGUCUACGCCCAGUUUGGAGGCCUGGAAUGCACUGGAAGUUCUUAUGAGACUCAGCCUUGUGUUCCCACCAAAGGAUGUCCUAUAGAGGACGGCUGCGGGGCCAGGUUUAGAUGCUUCUCAGGUCAGUGUAUCAGUAAAGCUCUGGUGUGUAAUGGCGAUCAUGACUGUGAAGAAGACAGCAGCGAUGAGGCCAACUGUGAUGAGCGGCAUAAAGUGUGCGACAUUGAUAAAUACCCCCCCAAUACAGAGUUAACUGGACUGGGUUUUGAUGUCACCUCCCAACAGCUGAAGAGCGGCGUCAUUCAUACGAAAAGCUUUGGCGGAAAGUGUCGUAAAGUGUUCAGCGGUGAUGGCAGAGACUUCUACAGGUUAAGUGACAACCUCCUCACCUACACCUUCAAGGUGGAGGCUAAGAACGACUUCAGCUAUGAUUUCUAUAACAGCAGCUGGUCCUACGUGAAAAACACAGAAGAAACAGUGCGGUCCAACUACGCUGGGAACAAGGACGUGUCCAGAACCUUCUCAACCUCCAAAGAAAAGAGUUACCAGUUCUUGGUUAUCAGGAAUCACGUAGAAGUGGCGCAAUUCAUCAAUAACAAUCCGGAACAUUUACUGCUGGCGGAGCCGUUCUGGAGAGAACUCUUCACCCUCCCUUCCGUCUACGACUACACCACUUACAGAAGGCUCAUCGAAAGAUAUGGAACCCAUUUUCUACGCUCUGGAUCUCUGGGUGGCGAAUAUGAAUUCCGUUUUCUUCUAGAUACUGAGAAAGUGACGCAAUACGAUGGAUCUAAGACAAAUUUUGAGCAAUGCACUUCCUCCAGCUCGGGAUUUCUUUUUAUUAAGACUUCAAAAACAGAAUGCAAAAAGUUGUUUGAUGCAAUAAGAUCAUCCUCAGGUGGCAGCGCCAAAGAGAUUCGAGGCCAAGCAAUUGUGAAAGGAGGAGAGCCCAAAUUUAUCUCUGCCCUCAGCUAUUUCUCCCUGGAAAACCCAGUGGCAAAUGACCAGCGGUAUGCGUCCUGGGCCGGCUCCGUGACCAAUCUGCCAAGUAUUAUAAAGUUUAAGCUCGCUCCAUUAUAUGAGCUGGUGAGAGAAGUGCCAUGUUACUCAGUUAAAAGGCAGUACCUGAAACGGGCCAUAGAGGAGUAUAUGAGUGAGGACAGUCCAUGCCGGUGUAAACCUUGUCAGAACAAAGGGCUGCCGGUGGUCGAGGGUACAAAGUGUGUGUGCCACUGUAAGCCAUACACAUAUGGAUAUUCGUGUGAGCAAGGCGUGCUGACCCAGGAUGAUCCCGGGGUUAUUGAUGGUAACUGGGGCUGCUGGACAUCCUGGAGUACCUGCGCUGGGAGCACUGGGAGACGAGUGAGAAGCCGCGUCUGUAAUAACCCUUCUCCUGCUGGUGGGGGGAAGCACUGCACUGGGGACUCAAUAGAAAGCCAGAAAUGUGAAGAGGAUGAGUUACUGCAUUUACGUACGGUGGAGCCGCACUGCUUCGACAUCAAAAUCUUACCAACAGAGUUCUGCCCAGCCCCCCCUCCACUGGAAAAUGGCUACAUCCAGGACGACGACGGCUCUCACCAUGUUGGAAAACGCAUAAUAUACGCCUGCCACGGCGGAUAUACAAUGACGGGUGACCCCAUUGGCGAGUGUAACGAUGACCGACAGUGGCGAAUCGGUGCCAUGCAAUGCAAACGGGUGAUGUGUUCCGCUCCUCAUCUCCCAAGGGAUGUUAAAGCUGCUCCGGAGAAGGACUCCUAUGAAGUUGGGGACAAGCUGAGGCUGUCGUGUCCCCCCGGGCUGGAUUUGGAUGGUCCUGGUGUUAUCCAGUGCAGUUCAAGCCUAACCUGGAAUCCUCCUGUGCAAAGCAUCCAGUGUAUGAAGAGCGAAGCCGCAGUCACCCAAAAAGUGGAUGAUUCCAAAUGCAAACCGUGGGAAAAAAUCCAGGACUCUACGUGCACCUGCAAAAUGCCUUUUGAGUGCGGUUCCUCGUUGGAUAUAUGCGCCAUCGAUGGUAGAACAAGCAGAAACGUGGCGCUAACCGUCUGUAAAAUGCACGCCCUGCAGUGUCUGGGGAGGACAUACACCCUGACCAAGGACGCAGACUGCAAAUUCCCCCAAAAAGCAGAGCGGACAUGUGACUCGUGCCACUUGUGGGAAACCUGCUCAGAUAAAUCCAACGCGUGCGUCUGUAGAGAAGCCCGGACCUGUAAAACCGACGGCAUCAGCAUUUGUGUCCUAGUGAAUGGCAAGAAGCAAACCCUGAGUGAAUGUGACGCCGGGAUCCUGAAAUGCCAAGGGGAAGAGGUGUCGGUUGUCAGCACAAAUCCCUGUGAUGUCUAGAGGAAUCGGAGCAUUGUCCGCCCCUGUCAGCUGCUCCAUGCCAGAAAAUGUCAUGGAAUCGUUCUGUGUCUUCUUUCUUCUUGUUUUAUAUCAGCUAAAAUAAUUAAAACCCGUUCUGUACCAUG